CCGUGCCUCUAUGUAGUUGGCUCCUAAGGUGCAUUGCGCCACGCAUGUUCCUCGACGAGUCAGACAGAACCUGUGCUUGAACAAUAUUAAUUGGGUACAAGUUUUCCGUCGCACUUGCAAUUCCCACGCCACCAGGUGCUGACGCGUGCAUAUUGUGAAGACGACGCCGCAUUCAGCUGUCGCUUCUCUCCUCGAGCCUCCUUGUCCUUCCUUGCCUUGUCCCUCCUUGCCAGACGCCGAUUUCAGCGUCGCUUCUAUCCUCGCUGCAGCCAUGUCCGCAAAUGCAUCAUCAUCAAAAUCCUCCGAUGCAUUCAAACCAUCGGAAUCUUUGAAAGAGGAGCAAGCUAUACCUCAUCUCGGGAUGCUGGAGGAGGACGAUGAGUUUGAAGAGUUCGCGGUAGCGGAUUGGGAUGAUUCUCAGACAGACUUGGCUCAUCUAGGAGGAGCAGCCCCGGGGGCGGCAAAGUCUGGGGGCGACAAGUUGUGGGAGGACAACUGGGACGAUGAUGAUAUUGAGGAUGACUUCAGCGUGCAGCUUCGGAACGAGCUUGCGAAGAAGAGCCAAAGUACGAGCGGAGGCCCUGAGCCAAUGCAGCAUUAGCGGACAUACGCCAGAUUCGAUCUCCCAUCCCGACAUUUCUGUGGAUGUACUUCUCU
Laetiporus sulphureus 93-53 is the source of this 657-nucleotide messenger RNA. RefSeq lists its product as uncharacterized. NCBI's taxonomy places the organism in Eukaryota, Fungi, Basidiomycota, Agaricomycetes, Polyporales, Laetiporaceae. Gene Ontology annotation, cellular component: proteasome regulatory particle, lid subcomplex; proteasome complex. The record is from RefSeq and is a predicted model, not a curated record. Gene Ontology annotation, biological process: proteasome assembly; double-strand break repair via homologous recombination; mRNA export from nucleus. The coding region runs from base 272 to 601 and encodes 109 amino acids. The transcript has 3 exons.